AUGACGAGCUCGACCGUCAGAUCCACGAUGCCCCAGAAAAAUCUCACCGCCUCCCGCAAGAAACGGUCCGUUCUCACUGCGAUCGCUUGCAGACAGCUCGCCGCCGCAACCUCGAAGCAGACCAGGCAGUCCGCAUGGGCGAUGAAGCCCACCGAGUCCCGCCGGCAAGCCGCGGAGCGACGGACGCCCGCGGCAAAGGUGUACCCUAGGGCGAAAGCGGCAGCGGAAGCACCUUCGAAGACGACGGCAAUUGUCAAGUCGAAGUCAUCGAGGCCUAAGGGUACUACUACGUCGAAGAGGGUGGUCGAAGGAGGCGACGGGGGCAGUGGGAGAAGCCCCAGCAGGAGGCGCGAGACACCCAGGGUCUCCGCUUCCCGCCACAUGGCCUGGGAGCGUCAACUCAGGGCAUCGACGACAGCAGGGGCCAGCAAUCCCGACCGCACGAAGGACGCGGCAGGUCACCGGGCACGGCAGAAGGCCGACAAGAAUGGCGGUGGCGACGGGGGCGGCCGGCCAUCCCUCGGCACCUGGGAGAAGACCAUCGUCCGACUGGAGAUCUUGAAAAAGAUCACAGGAAAGGGCGAUGAGGAGCUGGAGUGGCUCUGCUCGGCUAAACAGGGGGACGGGAUCCAGAAGAGCGAGACCCGGAGGGAUUGUGCGGAGACCGACUACCACCGCCUCCUGUUCCAAGAGUCCAUGCUGCAGGCGGGCAUGGAGAUCCUCAAGGACCGCCGGCUGGAGGUGUCCCUCAAGACCCUCGCCAAGAUGGGAGGAGACCUCGAACGCCUGACCAAGCUUCACGAGCAGCUUGCGGAAGAGGAGGCGUCUCUCACGACCGUCAAUGCUGAGGACAAGGUCGACGGGGACGAGGCCACCACGGAGGAGGCAGAGUCAGCGGCGGCGGCGUCAGCGGCAGUGAUGGCCUCGCUGCAAAGAGACCGCCUCGGGCAGGCCAGGGUCGAUGCCGAGGCCGAGCUUCGCCGAGUGUUGGAGGGCAUCUCGGAUGCACAGAGGAAGGUCCUCCUUGUGGGGCACGGCCUGAAGGAGGAGGUUGCGGGCGGGACGAGGAAGGUCUUCGGGGAGUGCAAGAGCGGGCUGGAGACAGCCAUCGGCAUCACGGGGAGUGUAGGGUCGGCGAGAGAGCUGGUCGCACCCACCCAGGCUGCGAGCGGCCUCCGAAGCAUGGAGGCUGACGUCAAGACAAUGGCUGAGACGCUUAGCAAGACGAGGAGGGACUGCCAGGCAGCCCUUGAAAAGAUGGAGCUGUGGCGGGAGCGAAAAGAGGCGCUGCCCGAACACGUCAAGCACGUGGCGGGCGAGGAGAGGGCAUGGUUCGACCGCGAGGCCGCGACCAACGCGCAGGCGCUGCGGCGCAUGCGCUCGCUGAUGCCGGUGGGCGUGACCGGGCUCACGCUGUCCGAGUUGGAGCAGCAAGCCAUCGACGCCGGCUCGUUGUACCCGAGGGAGUUGUCGCUGAGACUGAAGGAGAACCGGCUCCUCCAGUGGACGGUAACGCACCCGGACGACAUCGCCAGGAGCAAUUUCCUCCAGGGCUCCCACGCCCAUUUCUUCACCAAUCUUGACAAGUACGACCUGGUGGAGAUGAGAGCGAUCCUGGCAUGCCUCCCGGACAAGUUCGAGGUGGACGAUGACGGUCGCAAAGCCGCCUGGAGGGCCGAGUUCGUGCAACGGGCUAAGGGGCUGGUCGCACAGGAGAGAGGAGACACGGUCAGCGGGGGCUGGGACCCCGAGAUCUCGGCCAGGCGGCAAGUGCGCCUCCCCGAGCUGAGCGCAGGGCAGGCCAGGAGGGAGGAGUACUUCUAUCCGACGGCGGCGGAGGUGCAGGCCAGGGUGGACAAGCUCCGAGAGCGGCAGCGCAGGCUGGAGGUCAAGCAGGUCGACGUGGCCAAGGUGAGGGACGAGCUUCUCCCCGAGGCGAGACGAGAGUACGAGUACGUCCUCGAGGACUCUCGCCACCCGUUCAACAGGGCCACGUGCAAGCCAGAGGAUCUCCGGAGGGCCAGAGAAGAGGCCAAGUCGGAGGUCACCAGGCUGUCGAAAGAGGCGAAACGCCUCGAGGGUCACGUGGAGUCGGCGGCCCGCGCGCUGCGGGAGAGCCCGUCCACGGUGGACGGCACCCUGGCGGGGGCCGCGGCUACCCGCCGGUUGCUGUCCGCAAGGAAGCUCCUCCGCUUGCAGCAGCAGCAGCAGCAGCAGCAGACGGAGACGACAGCCACCGCCACUGCUUCCGUCCCGGCACGUGGCCCGGCGGCCGCGGAGGCGGAGACGGCGGCAUCCACUGCGGAGGCGGCGGCGGCGGCGGCGGAAACACCCACUGCGGACGGGCAGGUAGAGGAGGUGGAGGAGGACGAGGAGGAGUUCGAGGUGGAAGAGGGGUCGGAGGUCGAGGGAGCGUUCGACCCUAACCCCGAGCUCCGGUCGAGGCUGAGCGACAAGAGCAAGUCCCUCCGGUUCGUCACCGCGGACGAGGAGGCCGAAAUCCGGAAGGAAGAGCUGGGGAGGGUCUUCUCCUGCUCCUCCCGGGGGGCCCGCGGAAUGGCAGGGGCCAACGGCGGCAAGAGCAGCACCAACGGUGGCGGUGGUGAUGACGCCGAGGGGGAAGACGAAACGGCCGGAGGGAAGACUUCGGCCGUCGGUGGAGGGCACGCCAAGGACCGCAUCAAGGCCUUCGGCGCGGUGCUGGAGAAGACCCUGAGCAAGACCGUGCUCGGGCGGGCCCCGGCUACCGCUCCCGGUCGGACCAGGAAGGCGGGCACCCCGCCCCGGCCGCAGCAGCGGGACUCCAACGCUGCGGCCGUCGCCGCCGCUGCGUCGUGGGAGCCGAAGUCUAAGCACUUCCGCGCCCUCCGGUCCGCGACCGCCGCCAGGAGCAGUGGCGGCUCUCGCUUGACCGGCUGCCCGAACCCGCCGCCGCCGCCGCCCCCGCCGAUGCUGGGAAUGCUGUCGCAGAUCCGGGCCCGCGGCGGCGGCGGCGACCGGCAGAGCGGCGGUGGCCAAGCGGCGGCAGGCAUCGGCGAUCUUCUGGCGGAGAUCCGGACCCGCGGAGAGCGGGGUGGCAGCGGCGGCGGUGGUGGCGGCGGCGGCACCCAGAGCGGUGGUUGCGAAGCGGCGGCAGGAAUCGGCGGGCUUCUGGCGGAGAUCCGAGCGGCGAAGCGCGGUUGA
Ectocarpus siliculosus is the source of this 3183-nucleotide messenger RNA. The record is from the annotation of a GenBank genome assembly. NCBI's taxonomy places the organism in Eukaryota, Phaeophyceae, Ectocarpales, Ectocarpaceae.